AUGACGAAACCACCCAUGAAUAUCGACGGUCAGAAGUAUGGUCAUGAAGCACAAUAUCUUCUCUCGAAAAUCUUUGAUAGUACAGCCACCUUGGAUGGAAUACAAACGCUCCUCAUGAUUACUCUCGACCGUUCUCUGCGAUUCGGCGAUACCUCCUUCAUUGAAGUGUUGUUCUCUGCUGCUACACGUUUCAUCUUCACUUUGCGAGGAAACCAAUUUCUAUUCUGGCUGGCCUAUGUGUUCGAUAAAGAGAUGUCUACACGGACGACUCGCCCUCCAUCGAUAUGCGAUGAUUACUGUGAUUUGACGUUUCCGAGUAAGGAGGAGAUCGCCAUAGAAUUCGACCUUCCCGUUUCCCAAAUUGAAGGAGACACUCUACUCCUUCUGUUUCCUACCGACCUCGGCCUCAGUCUCAACCAAUCAAAAAUAUAUACAAGCCUUUAUUCACCUAGAGCGCUACAAAUGUUAGAUGCAGAGCUGCUGAAAGCCAUCCGAGAGCUUGAUGAUGCUAUGGAUGAAUGGUAUAACCGCCUGCAACUGCAACACACAUUUGACCUGCUUCUCUCUCGAGGGUUAGCUUCACAUGAAGAGGUAGCUCAUCGCUCCACGUUUAUCCGUUUGCAGCGCUAUUGCUGCAUUGCUGCUAUUCAUCAAAUGAGUACCGGAUGCGCAGCAUGGAUGGAAGACCAAACUUGGCGACUGGUAGGGAUAAACCUGAGCCUGGAGGUUGCCAUGAAUGCUAGCCGCUCUCUUCUCCGCGAGUUUCUCGAGGUUCUGGAUUGGGUUCAGAGGGACUCAUUCUGGGUUUUCUACAUCCUAUCCCCUGUGAUGACAGUCUUCUGUAGCAUACUUAGGAGUCCGGAAGGGCCAAAAGCUAACGACGAUCUCGCUCUCCUCGAAACAGUUGCAGAGCGUUUUCGUGUAUUAGCGGACACUCAAGAAUUUCUAGGUUCAUUUCAAGAUGGGAAGUUAUUGAAGGACUUUAUAUCUGAGUUACAGCGUCUUGCGAAAUGUGCCAUAUUAUACCGAGGGAGCAAUGCGUUUGCCUAG
This is a messenger RNA of Aspergillus nomiae NRRL 13137, 1050 nucleotides long. RefSeq names its product fungal specific transcription factor domain-containing protein. Bases 1 to 1050 code for a protein of 349 amino acids. The record is from RefSeq and is a predicted model, not a curated record. Gene Ontology annotation, biological process: DNA-templated transcription. NCBI's taxonomy places the organism in Eukaryota, Fungi, Ascomycota, Eurotiomycetes, Eurotiales, Aspergillaceae. The transcript is spliced from 4 exons. Gene Ontology annotation, molecular function: zinc ion binding; DNA binding.